Molecule: messenger RNA, 1422 nt
Organism: Thamnophis sirtalis
Lineage: Eukaryota; Metazoa; Chordata; Lepidosauria; Squamata; Natricidae
Source: RefSeq, a predicted model, not a curated record
GUCCCCCUGGCACGAAAGGUUCACAAGGGGUCCCAGGGCGUUUUGGCCAGCCUGGUUCUCCUGGAUCACCUGGACUGAAGGGAGACAAGGGGGAUCCUGGUACAUCAGGCACUGGCAUUCCGGGUCCUCCUGGCCCCAAGGGUGAAAGUGGACUGCCUGGCUACCCUGGUUCUCCAGGCCCUAAAGGAUCUCUUGGAAAUCCAGGGUUGUCUGGCUUGCCAGGUUCUUUGGGAGCAAAAGGUGAACCUGGCCUUCCUGGAUUCCCAGGGACACCAGGCAUUUCAGGACCAAAAGGUCUUGAUGGACCUCCAGGAAACCCAGGUGUUCCAGGGCCACCUGGACCUCCAGGUGAAUUUGGUCGCCCUGGCUCUCCAGGCCUCCUGGGGGAAAAAGGAAAACCUGGGCAAGAUGGCAUCCCUGGACCAUCAGGGCAGAAAGGAGAACCAGGUCAACCAGGAUUUGGACUUCCCGGACCUCCAGGCCUCCCAGGACUCGCAGGUCAAAAGGGAGAUUCAGGCUACUUUGGACCCCCGGGGCCUCCAGGAUCCCCUGGUUUAAAAGGAGAAAUGGGUCCCAAGGGAUUUCCUGGCCUUCAGGGUUUAGAAGGUCCUCCAGGACUUCCUGGGCCACCAUCAGAAGGACCUAAGGGUAGCCCUGGGCUACCAGGCAUACCAGGACGGCCAGGUGCCACAGGUCAUCCAGGUCUUCCUGGGCCUGAAGGACCCCCUGGACCACCCGGGAUUGGGGGAGUGAAAGGAGAAAAAGGAAACCCUGGACAGAUAGGUCAGCCUGGACUGCCCGGACUGAAGGGAGAUCAAGGGGCACCUGGACAGCCGGGUGAACCUGGACGCCCAGGCCUGAAUGGGAUGAAGGGAGACUCAGGUGUUCCUGGAGUACCAGGAUUUCCAGGUUUGAAGGGACCUACUGGACCUUUGGGACCUUCUGGCCCUGGAGGAGACCCUGGACCCUUUGGCUCCCCAGGUCCUCCAGGUAUACCUGGUACACCUGGACAAACAGUUGUGGUUAAAGGUGAUCAAGGGCCACCUGGUCCUUCAGGGCAGCCUGGAAUGAAGGGUCUAUCUGGACUUCCAGGGCCUCCAGGUUUGCCAGGUUCAUUUGGUUUUCCUGGUGAUGCUGGACGUGAUGGUCCCCCUGGUUCUGAUGGUCCAGCAGGACGUAAAGGGGAGAGAGGACUCCCAGGCCAGCCAGGUCUGCGUGGUUCACAGGGGCCUCCUGGCCCUGAUGGAUUGCAAGGUCCUCCAGGACUCCCAGGACCAGGUUCAGUCGCCCAUGGAUUCCUGAUCACUCGUCACAGCCAAACCACCGAUGCCCCCUUCUGCCCACCAGGAACCAGCCAGAUCUAUGAUGGAUUUUCCCUUCUCUAUGUGCAAGGAAAUGAGAGAGCUCAUGGGCAGGAUCUGG